GCGGCUGCAGGGCAACUUCCUCUAGAGGGAGCUGAUUGGAGCCGGGAGCUGCCGGCUCCUCCACGCUCGCUCCCGGAGCCUGUUGGUGCCGAGGCGGGGACCCGCGGAGACAGCAUCGGACACCAGGAAUUCACUGACAGCCGCUCCGCGAAGCCGGGCCUGGGCAGCGAACCGUGGAGCAGCCCCUCGGGACCUCCAGCCUCGGCCCCACGGAGCCAUCCCUGGCCUAGGCCGGGGUCUGGGCUAACACUGCUCUCCCCUGGGACCUGAAAAAUGGCAUCUGGGCAAGGACCAGGCCCUCCCAGGCAGGACUGUGAAGGGCCUGCCCCGGCCUCCACUUCGGGAGGAGAAAUGAGGAAGUAGAUGGCUUAUCACACGGGGAAAACGAUGGCACCUUUGGGAGGAAGUAAGAUGGCUGCCCUUCCCUCUUCCCCGGGGACCUCGGGAAGCCUGCAGCUGUUCCCUGGACUUUGGGCUCAGCCCCAGCAGGAGCAGGAAGCUGAGGCGGCUGCCCCCCCUGACCCAGAGAUGGUCACCUUGUCCCCAGAGCCUGACAGCACCUUGGGGCAGGUGGGCCGGCAGCUCGCCAUCAUCGGGGACGACAUCAACCAGCGCUUCGACUUGGAGUUCCACACCAUGUUGCAGCACCUGCAGCCGACCCCAGAGAACGCCUACCAGUACUUCACCAAGAUUGCCUCCAGCCUGUUUGAGAGCGGCAUCAACUGGGGCCGGGUGGUGGCUCUCCUGGGCUUCGGCUACCGCCUGGCCCUCCACGUCUACCAGCGAGGCCUGACCGGCUUCCUGGGCCAGGUGACCCGCUUCGUGGCCGACUUCAUUCUGCAUCACUGCAUCGCCCGGUGGAUCGCGCAGCGGGGCGGCUGGGUGGCAGCCCUGGACCUGGGCAACGGCCCCAUCCGGAAUGUGCUGAUAGUUCUGGCUGUGGUUCUGUUGGGCCAGUUUGUGGUACGAAGAUUCUUCCAGUCAUGACCCCAGGAGGGGUCCUUUGGGGUCCCAGCUGAGACUCCCCGCCUGGACUUCGGCCAAGCCUUCUUCCCUUACCCGUCCCCUGCAGGGGUCCCCCCUCAAGGGUACAGAAGCUUUAGCAAGUGGCACUUCAGCUUUGAAGGGCCCCUGCUCGGGGUCGGUCAGGCCUCGGGGCACCCCAACAUUGCAUGGUGCUAAUGGACCCCCUCUCUGGGCUCAGCUCUCUCUGCCGGGCUUUGGGGAGGUUAAUAACUUGGGGAAGCAAGAAGCUGGGAGGCACUUUUCCCCAAGAAGUUUUUAAUGGUUUUAGCUUUUUAUAACGCCCUUAGGACACCUCCACCUCUUGUCCCCACCACUCUGCCACAGGCCAGGACAUGGGAUAUGGGGGUUAGUAGGCCUAUCCUGUACCCCGGAUUCAGCUGUUCUGGAAGGUCAGAGCUUGAGAGCUGACCUGGAGCCCAGUCCUAGCCCUUCCAAAGCUUCAUGUCCCCAAUAGGGCUGGCCGGGGUUGGGAGACAAGGACCUACUUAACCCCCCCCACCCCACCUAUAUGGCCUUGGCCGGCAGACUCUCAGGGAUUAGGGCCCGGGGUGUGGGGUGAGGAGGCACACCAAGCUGUCUGGCUUUAUCCACCAGGCCCCUCCCAACCUGCCUCCUGAGGUCCUCAGCCCUUUCCCUUCCCCUCGCCACUUGCUCUGAGGCGUCACUACUUGAGAAGGCUGCCUGCCCCCAUCACUCCAUGCCAGGGGGGCAGGGGCCUCCUUGCACAGACGCUAGGGUUUAGGACUGUGGUUUGUGAUGGUCAGGGAAAGGGGUAGGGAGCUCAUCUUGAGGUUUCUGAGAGAAGGGCUAUUAACAUCACCAGAAACCCCAAGGGUGGGAUCCGCUCUCAUGGCCUGGGCGCAGUGUAAUCUGGGAGAACUGAAUACUUGAACUUUACCCCAAGCCCACCAUCUGCCUAAGCCCCUC
Myotis myotis is the source of this 1953-nucleotide messenger RNA. RefSeq names its product BCL2 antagonist/killer 1 (gene BAK1). Gene Ontology annotation, cellular component: mitochondrial outer membrane. Lineage: Eukaryota; Metazoa; Chordata; Mammalia; Chiroptera; Vespertilionidae. Gene Ontology annotation, molecular function: protein heterodimerization activity; protein homodimerization activity. Gene Ontology annotation, biological process: intrinsic apoptotic signaling pathway in response to DNA damage; regulation of apoptotic process; extrinsic apoptotic signaling pathway in absence of ligand. The record is from RefSeq and is a predicted model, not a curated record. The coding region runs from base 364 to 987 and encodes 207 amino acids. The transcript is spliced from 7 exons.